AGAAUUCCAUUUUCCCCGUAAAUUGCAGAAAUCAUAAACCCUUCAUUGAUUUUUUCAUUAUCAAUAAACGAAAUAAAGAAAAAAAAAAAAAUCCCGAUUCAUCUGGAAAAAUUCUUUUCAAUAUUUCAAAUUUUUUUUUCCAAAAAAAAGAUUAUUGUUAAUGGACGAUUUGAAAAUUGAGAGGGAAAUGUUUAAAGCACUUUCUUUACUACAUUCAACGGACGAAAGUAGCGGGAAAAAUCUCCGAUUAAUGUUGGAUUCAUUGAUUGAAGAAAAAUUUGGAUUUCAAAAAACCGUCACGUCUCGAAUCUCAAAGGCAAUUUUAACAAAAGCCGAGAGCUGUGGAAUUUCUGUCGAGCCGCAAAAUGUUUCAUCGGAGACGAUAAAAAUUUUUAAGACCGAAUCCGAACAUGACGACAUUCCAAGGAUAUCGAUUCCUGACGAAGGAUCCGAGGAAGGCGUUUUUCACAUGGAAAAUGAAUCAAAUUUGGGAGCAUUUAUUCUAUUCGAAUGUCAAAAUUGUUUAGAAAAUUGUCAAUUACUCGACAAUAAUAAUAAAUCAUCAAUUGACAUUGACGAUUUUAAUAAGGAAUUAACGUGGCUCUGUGAAAAAUGCUCCCAACAUGGAAAGACAAAAAAAAGAAAAAAAAAAAUUUAAAAACCUAUUCUUCAAAUCGAACGCAAAUUUAUCAACAACAAUUUACAACACAAUCAACAGGAAUAAAAAUGCAAAAUCGUUAACAGAAAAAAGGAAUUAUUAAAGAUAUUUGAAAAAAAAAAAAAAAAAAAAAUUGCUCUUUAUCAAAAUUUUCACUUAGUGAAAAUUUGUAAUGAAAUUUCAAAUUUUUUUUUAAAUUUUAUAAAAUUAAAUUAAAGCAUUUUCUUUUUGU
This is a messenger RNA of Leptopilina boulardi, 890 nucleotides long. RefSeq names its product integrator complex subunit 12-like. The coding region runs from base 161 to 658 and encodes 165 amino acids. The record is from RefSeq and is a predicted model, not a curated record. The transcript has 4 exons. Lineage: Eukaryota; Metazoa; Arthropoda; Insecta; Hymenoptera; Figitidae.